Gilbertella persicaria is the source of this 1716-nucleotide messenger RNA. RefSeq names its product ribonuclease H-like domain-containing protein. Gene Ontology annotation, cellular component: cytoplasm. The record is from RefSeq and is a predicted model, not a curated record. Lineage: Eukaryota; Fungi; Mucoromycota; Mucoromycetes; Mucorales; Choanephoraceae. The transcript is spliced from 5 exons. The coding region runs from base 29 to 1699 and encodes 556 amino acids. Gene Ontology annotation, molecular function: 3'-5'-RNA exonuclease activity; RNA binding.
CUCCUUUUUUGUGUUUAGUUACUUAACUAUGGAGAUAACAAGACAGCAGUUUUCACAAAAGCUAUCUACAGUAGAAAAAGCAAUUAAAGAAUGUGAUUUUAUGGCUAUUGAUACAGAGCUGUCUGGUCUUCAUCGACCUUUGACUUCGAUCCGUUUGUACAAUAUGAAGGAUCGUUACCAAGAAUACAAAGAAGCUACCGAGCGAUUUUUGAUUAUUCAGUUUGGUCUAUGUACUUUUACUUGGGACGAGCCUUCAGGUCGAUAUAUUGCAAAGCCUUUCAAUUUCUAUAUUUUUCCUACUAGCAUUACCGGCCAUAUACAGACCAAUAGAAUAUUCAUGACUCAAGCACAAGCAUUUGAUUUUCUAACAAAACAAUCAUUUGAUUUCAAUAAAUGGGUGUAUCAAGGUAUUCCUUAUAUGACAAGAAUAGAGGAAGAAGAAUAUGUGUCUGCCGCCACUAAAAAGCUACAAGAUGAUAUGCCUGAUAUCCCAAUUGACAACAAGGAAUUGGAUUUUGUAAACAACGCAAGAGAAAUGAUUCAAAACUUUAUUUCGAAAGAUAAAGAAGGGUCUGAUGGUAUAAACAUUAUUACAAAAAAUGCAUAUCAAAAACGGUUGAUCUAUCAAGAAGCAAGAAAAUUUCAAGGAAUUACAGCCAUUGGCAUGCAAGGGUUUAUUCGCAUAGCCAAACUUUCAAAGGAGCAAUUAGAGAGUCACAAUAAAGAAAAGCAAGAGAAAUUCAACAAAGAUUGCGAAGUUGCUAUUGGGUUUAGAAGAGUCAUUGAUAUGAUCUCUGAAUCUGGCAAGAUUAUUGUAGGACACAAUAUGCUACUUGACAUUUGUCAUAUGAUUGGUCAGUUCGUUCAGCCUUUACCAGAUACUUUAGACGAAUUUAAGUCCUUGGCACAUCGUGUGUUUCCAAAAAUGAUUGAUACCAAAUACAUGUCUAUUUCUGAGCCAGAGCUUUCAGUUAUCUUUGGAUCUGGUACGGCUUUAGAAACAUUGCGAUUUGAGACAAAAAAAGAAGCUUUUAACAAUCCUCACAUUGAUAUGCAUUCCGCAUUCCCUCGCUACCUUACUGAGAUGGCGCACGAAGCUGGUUAUGAUGCUUUUAUGACAGGUGCUGUCUUUUUGAGGAUGGUCGGUUAUCUCGACAAGAAAAGAAAUCCCGAAAAAUAUGCACAGAUUGAACAAGAAAGAAAAGCAUUAGAAGAAGAGAAGGAAAAAGAGAAGGAAAAAAAAAGACAGCCCAAGAUAGAUGCCGAUGGUUGGGAAAUUAGUGAAGAAGAAAAUGAUGAAAACUCUGGUUGGGAUGAUGAUGAAGAAAUCUAUAAUUAUGGUUCAAUUAGAUUAGAUCUUGAAAACAAACAAGAAAAAAUGGACCAUGUAUUUUCGACAAUCAUGAACAAAGCUGCCUUGGUUAGAACUGCUUUCAACUGCUUUGAUUUCCUUUCUCAGCCUGACUUUUCUGACCAAUUUCAAGUUUUCCAUGUCUCACAUAUGUCUGAUGCUGUAUUUUCAGAGCAAAUAGCAUCUUUGCUUCUUUCAAAGUAUGGUAAGCAUAUUGUAGAACCCAAUGACGAUCAAUCUUCAUUUGUAAUUUUUGAGAAUCUUCGAGAAGACCCUGAUAACUUGGUAAUUGAUGAUGAUAAAUUUGUUAUCACACCAAUGACUAAAUACUUGGGAAAAAAGUUGUAAUAAAAUGAAAGUGACUU